This is a messenger RNA of Anolis carolinensis (green anole), 9490 nucleotides long. It is a transcript of the gene myo7a, whose product is annotated as myosin VIIA. NCBI's taxonomy places the organism in Eukaryota, Metazoa, Chordata, Lepidosauria, Squamata, Anolidae. The record is from RefSeq and is a predicted model, not a curated record. Gene Ontology annotation, cellular component: myosin complex; cytoskeleton. The transcript is spliced from 51 exons. The coding region runs from base 411 to 7223 and encodes 2270 amino acids. Gene Ontology annotation, molecular function: ATP binding; protein binding; cytoskeletal motor activity.
GAAGCUCACUGGGUCCUUUCCUUAAAGGAAGGAAAGAAGGAAGAAAGGAAGGACCCAGGAAGAUGGGAAACAGACAGAACGUUUACCUUUUUCCCCUAAGUUUAACCCAUUCUGGACCUAACAAUUGAAAUUCCAUGUAUGACUUUCCUCGAAGAAAAAUGAUUAUGGCAUGGCGGAUUUAUUCAUGUAGCGGUGGCCCAAAGGAAAUACAAUUUUUACAAAUGCAAAUAUAAACAACUCCUUGCACGAAGGAAGGAUCUUGGCAAAAGAGUCAAAGCAAAGACAUCAGCAUUGUGAAGAAGAAGUAAUAACAAAGGCACCAAGAAACUUCCUUGCUGUUGUUUUCCCAAGAGUGGACUAUCUCCAAAGGACACGUUUUGUGGCAUGUUCAUAAAGCCGAAAGCACCGCCAUGUUCCAAUAUCACUGCGACAUGGCUGUCCACGAGAGAGACCAGAAAAAGUGGGCCUUGAUCCGGAAUGUCAACCAAGCCUUGAAACCCCCCACUCUUUUAUCGGGGGAUUAUGUAUGGAUGGACCUCAAGACCGGGCGGGAAUUUGAUGUUCCCAUUGGAGCUGUGGUCAAGCUUUGUGAUUCCGGGCAGAUCCAAGUGGUCGACGACGAAGGAAAUGAGCAUUGGAUAUCCCCGCAGAAUGCCAGCCACAUCAAACCAAUGCACCCAACUUCUAUCCAUGGCGUGGAGGACAUGAUCCGCCUGGGAGACCUGAACGAGGCCGGCAUCCUGCGCAAUUUGCUCAUCCGCUACCGGGAGCAUCUGAUCUAUACUAACUGUGGUGGUAGGACAUACACAGGCUCGAUCUUAGUGGCCGUGAACCCUUAUCAGCUCCUCCCGAUCUACUCACCAGAACAGAUACGCCUCUACACCAACAAAAAGAUCGGGGAGAUGCCACCCCACAUCUUUGCCAUUGCAGACAAUUGCUACUUUAACAUGCAGAGAAACAACAGAGAUCAGUGUUGCAUUAUAAGCGGUGAGUCAGGAGCAGGGAAGACCGAAAGCACCAAGCUGAUUCUACAGUUUUUGGCUGCAAUCAGUGGGCAGCACUCUUGGAUCGAGCAACAAGUGUUGGAAGCCAAUCCCAUUCUAGAAGCCUUUGGGAACGCAAAAACGAUCCGCAACGACAACUCCAGCCGGUUUGGCAAAUACAUUGACAUCCAUUUCAACAAACGGGGCGCAAUCGAGGGAGCCAAGAUCGAGCAGUACCUUCUGGAGAAAUCCCGUGUUUGCCGACAGGCCCAAGAUGAGAGGAACUACCACGUGUUUUACUGCAUGUUGAAAGGAAUGACUCUGGAGCAGAAGAAGAUGCUGGGACUUAGGAAAGCAGCCGACUAUAACUACCUCUCGAUGGGUAACUGUAUUACCUGCGAUGGCAGAGAUGACAGCAAAGAGUACUCAAACAUCAGAGCAGCGAUGAAAGUCCUCAUGUUCACCGACACGGAGAACUGGGAGAUCUCCAAGCUCCUGGCCGCCAUUCUACAUAUGGGGAACUUGCGGUAUGAAGCUCGGUCCUAUGACAACCUGGAUGCCUGUGAAGUUGUUCACUCUGCUUCGCUGAUUACAGCUGCUUCAUUGCUGGAGGUGGACCCUCAGGAUUUGAUGAACUGUCUCACCAGCCGGACUAUUAUCACGAGAGGGGAGACCGUCUCCACCCCGCUCAGCAUGGAGCAGGCUCUGGACGUGAGGGAUGCUUUUGUCAAGGGAAUCUACGGAAGGCUUUUUGUGUGGAUCGUGGAGAAGAUCAACGCUGCCAUUUACAGACCUCCUUCCCAGGAACACAAAAAUGUCAGGAGAUCCAUCGGGUUGCUCGAUAUCUUUGGCUUUGAGAAUUUCACUGUAAACAGUUUUGAGCAGCUCUGCAUUAACUUUGCAAAUGAGAACCUCCAGCAGUUCUUUGUCCGCCAUGUCUUCAAGCUGGAACAAGAGGAGUACAACCUGGAGAACAUCAACUGGCAGCAUAUUGAGUUCACGGAUAACCAAGAUGCGCUGGACAUGAUCGCCAUCAAGCCCAUGAACAUCAUCUCUCUCAUCGAUGAGGAGAGCAAGUUUCCCAAGGGAACAGAUGCCACGAUGCUGCACAAACUGAACUCCCAGCAUAAGCUGAACACCAACUACAUCCCACCCAGGAACAACUACGAAACCCAGUUUGGUAUCAACCACUUCGCUGGAAUUGUGUACUAUGAAACAAAAGGAUUUCUGGAGAAAAACAGGGACACGCUCCAUGGAGACAUCAUUCAGCUGGUUCAUUCCUCGAGAAACAAAUUCAUCAAGCAGAUCUUCCAGGCUGAUGUAGCCAUGUAUCUCUGUGGCUAUGCAUCCAGUACUUUUGGCCAGUCGCCUGCGCCCACUUUGAAGGUCCUUUACAAGAGGACAGACUCGCUUAUGGAUACACAGAGGGCUUGUCUCAGAGAAGCAAGGCUGUUUUCUGAGUUGGCUAGGGAUGAGUGGAACCGCUACCUUCUGCAUGAAAAGGGAGCAGAGACUAGGAAGCGUUCCCCGACUCUCAGCAGCCAGUUCAAGCGCUCUUUGGAGCUGCUGAUGAGAACCCUCAGCGUCUGCCAGCCGUUCUUCGUCCGUUGCAUCAAACCCAACGAGUACAAGAAGCCCAUGCUGUUUGACCGGGAGCUCUGUGUCCGCCAGCUGAGGUACUCCGGGAUGAUGGAGACCAUCCGGAUCCGCAGGGCUGGCUACCCCAUCCGUUAUACCUUUGUGGAGUUUGUGGACAGGUACCGGGUGCUCAUGCCUGGGGUGAAACCAGCGUACAAACAGGGUGACCUGCGAGGAACAUGUCAGCGUAUUGCUGAAGCUGUAUUAGGGAAAGACGAUGACUGGCAGAUUGGCAAAACAAAGAUAUUCCUGAAGGAUCACCACGAUAUGCUCCUGGAGAUAGAGAGGGACAAAGCCAUCACCGACAAGGUCAUCCUCAUCCAAAAAGUGGUCCGUGGAUUUAAAGACAGGUCGAAUUUCCUGAAAGUGAGGAAUGCCGCUCUGAUGAUUCAGCGGAACUGGAGGGGCCAUAAUUGCCGGAGAAACUAUGGUGCUAUGCGCAUUGGCUUCCUGAGGUUGCAGGCCCUCUACCGUUCCCGCAAACUGCACAAGCAAUAUCACAUGGCUCGCAGGCGCAUCAUCGAGUUCCAAGCCCGGUGCCGGGGUUUCCUGGUCCGCCGGGCCUUCCGACAUCGCCUCUGGGCAGUCUUCACCAUCCAGGCCUAUGCCCGGGGCAUGAUUGCUCGCCGCCUAUAUAAGCGGUUGAAGGGAGAGUAUCAUCGUCGCCUGGAAGCCGAAAAGCUACGUCUGCUGGAAGAGGAGCGACUGCGCAAAGAGAUGAGUGCCAAGAAAGCCAAAGAAGAAGCUGAAAAGAAGCACCAAUUACGCCUCGCCCAGCUGGCCCGGGAAGAUGCCGAAAGGGAAAUCAAGGAAAAGGAGGAAGCUCGGCGGAAAAAAGAACUCUUGCAGAAAAUGGAGAAGGCCCGAAACGAACCUGUGAACGACUCGGACAUGGUGGACAAAAUGUUUGGUUUCUUGGGAACAACGUCUUCUUUGCCCGGACAAGAAGGGCAAGCACCUAAUGGCUUUGAGGAUCUUGAGAGGGUUUCAAAAGAGCUGGAGGAAGAUGAUCUGGAUACGGCCUUACCUUUGCCCGAGGAAGAGGAGGAAGACCUCUCUGAGUACAAGUUUGCAAAGUUUGCCGCCACAUAUUUCCAAGGCACAACUACACACACCUACAUUCGCCGGCCUCUCAAGCAGCCGCUCCUGUAUCAUGAGGAUGAAGGAGACCAGCUGGCAGCCCUUGCAGUGUGGAUUACAAUCCUUCGCUUCAUGGGGGACCUUCCCGAACCAAAAUAUCACACAGCAAUGAGUGACGGCAGCGAGAAGAUUCCAGUGAUGACCAAAAUAUAUGAGACGUUGGGGAAGAAGACGUACAAAAAGGAGCUCCAAGCCCUGCAAGGUGAAGGAGAGAGUGCUCACAUAGAAGGACACAAGAAGAACAGCGUACGCCACAAAUUGGUCUCCUUGACGCUCAAAAAGAAAUCCAAGUUAACUGAAGAGGUGACCAAACGCCUUCAUGAUGGUGAGUCCACCGUCCAGGGCAACAGCAUGCUUGAGGACCGACCCACCUCCAAUUUGGAAAAGCUCCAUUUCAUUAUUGGUAAUGGCAUCCUCAGGCCAGGAUUAAGGGAUGAAAUUUAUUGCCAGAUCUGCAAACAGCUGAGCCAAAACCCUUCGAAAAGCAGCCAUGCCCGAGGGUGGAUCCUUGUGUCUUUAUGCGUCGGAUGCUUCGCCCCUUCGGAAAAGUUUGUCAAGUAUUUAAGGAACUUCAUCAACGGAGGCCCUCCUGGUUAUGCUCCGUAUUGCGAAGAGAGACUGAGGAGGACCUUCGCCAAUGGGACCAGGACUCAGCCGCCAAGUUGGUUGGAACUCCAGGCCACCAAAUCGAAGAAGCCAAUCAUGUUGCCUGUUACAUUUAUGGAUGGGACGACAAAGACUCUGCUGACGGAUUCAGCAACAACAGCCAAAGAGCUCUGUAACUCUUUGGCUGACAAAAUCAGCUUAAAGGACCACUUUGGAUUUUCACUGUACAUCGCUUUGUUCGACAAGGUCUCUUCCCUCGGAAGUGGCAGUGACCACGUGAUGGACGCUGUAUCUCAGUGUGAGCAAUAUGCCAAAGAGCAAGGAGCCCAGGAACGCAAUGCUCCUUGGAGGCUUUUCUUCAGGAAGGAGAUCUUCACGCCUUGGCACAACCCAAACGAAGACAACGUUGCCACAAACCUCAUUUAUCAGCAGAUUGUGAGAGGAGUGAAAUUUGGAGAGUAUCGGUGUGAUAAAGAAGAAGACUUGGCAGAAUUGGCUUCCCAGCAAUAUUACGUGGAUUAUGGGUCCGAGAUGGUCUUGGAGCGGCUCCUGAACUUGAUCCCCUCCUACAUCCCAGACAGAGAGAUCACGCCUUCGAAAACCAUUGAAAAGUGGGCUCAGUUCAUCAUUGCAGCCCACAAAAAGGGAAUCUAUACCCAGAAGAGAACAGACCCCCAAAAGGUCAAGGAAGAAGUGGUGGAUUUUGCCCGUUUCAAGUGGCCUUUGCUGUUCUCCAGGUUCUAUGAAGCUUUCAAAUUCUCAGGUCCUAGCCUUCCCAAAAAUGAUGUAAUAGUAGCUGUGAAUUGGACGGGAGUGUACUUUGUAGAUGAACAGGAACAGGUCCUUCUGGAACUUUCCUUUCCAGAGAUCACCGCUGUCUCCAGCAGCAGAGGAGGGAAGCUCCAGGGACAGAGCUUCACCUUGGCCACCAUCAAAGGAGAUGAAUACACAUUCACUUCCAACAACGCAGAGGACAUCCGGGACCUUGUGGUGACGUUUCUGGAAGGGCUGAGGAAGAGAUCGAAAUACGUUGUCACGCUCCAGGACAACCCAAAUCCUAUGGGUGAAGAAUCUGGUUUCCUCAGCUUCCUCAAAGGAGAUUUGAUUAUUCUGGACCAGGACACCGGAGAGAACGUGAUGAACUCUGGUUGGGCCAACGGGAUCAAUGAGAGGACCAAGCAGAAAGGAGACUUCCCAACGGAUUCGGUUUACGUCCUGCCCACGGUCACCAUGCCUGCGUUGGAGAUUGUGGCAUUGGUCACGAUGACUCCAGACCAGAGGCAGGAUGUCAUAAGGACAGCUCAGUUGGUGAUGUCUGACAGUGAGGAACGGAUGAAGCCAUAUACCCUAGAAGAAUUCUCCUAUGAUUAUUUUAGGCCUCCUCCCAAGCACACACUUAGCAGGGUCAUGAUCACCAAAAACCGAGGGAAGGACAAGAUGUGGUCUUACACCCGAGAACCCAUCAAGCAGCCGUUGCUGAAGAAGAUCCUGGGCAGCGAGGAGCUGUCACAAGAAGCUUGCAUGGCAUUUAUUGCAGUCCUGAAGUAUAUGGGCGACUACCCCUCCAAAAGGACCCGCUCCGUCAAUGAACUCACAGACCAAAUAUUUGAAGGGGCCUUGAAAGCAGAACCGCUCAAAGAUGAGAUUUACUCUCAGGUUCUGAAGCAGCUCACAGACAACCACAUCAAAUAUAGUGAAGAGAAAGGUUGGGAGCUGCUUUGGCUGUGUACAGGCCUUUUCCCGCCAAGCAACAUCCUCCUGCCCCACGUCCAGCGCUUCAUCCAGUCUCGGAAACAUCAUCCGCUCGCCAAUGAUUGCAUGCAGAGGCUGCAGAAAGCGUUAAGGAAUGGAUCCCGAAAAUACCCUCCCCAUCUGGUAGAAGUUGAGGCCAUUCAGCACAAAACUACUCAGAUUUUCCAUAAAGUGUACUUCCCGGAUGACACAGAUGAGGCAUUUGAAGUGGAAUCAAGCACAAAAGCAAAGGAUUUCUGCCAGAACAUCUCCAACCGGCUACUGCUGAAGACAUCAGAGGGUUUCAGCCUUUUUGUCAAGAUCUCUGACAAGGUCAUCAGUGUACCCGAAGGGGACUUCUUCUUUGAUUUUGUCAGGCACUUAACUGACUGGAUCAAGAAAGCUAGACCAGCAAAAGAUGGGAUAGUGCCUUCUCUCACGUACCAAGUGUUCUUCAUGAAAAAGUUGUGGACAAAUACUGUGCCUGGAAAGGAUUCAAUGGCUGACUCCAUCUUCCACUACUAUCAGGAAUUACCAAAGUACCUUCGUGGCUACCACAAAUGCAGCCGGGAAGAGGUCCUUCAGCUGGGAGCCCUGAUCUAUAGGGUGAAAUUUGAAGACGACAAAACCUAUUUCCCCAGCAUCCCCAAACUCCUCAAGGAGCUGGUCCCCGAGCCUCUCAUCCGGCAGCUGUCCCCUGACGACUGGAAGAGGUCAAUUGUGGCCUAUUUUAACAAGCAUGCAGGUAAAACGAGAGAAGAAGCCAAGCUUGCCUUCCUCAAGAUAGUAUUCAAGUGGCCUACGUUUGGAUCGGCUUUCUUUGAAGUGAAGCAAACUACUGAUCCAAAUUACCCAGAACUCCUCCUUAUUGCCAUCAACAAGCAUGGUGUCAGCCUCAUCGAUCGCAAAACCAAGGAUAUUCUCAUCACUCACCCCUUCACAAAGAUUUCCAACUGGAGCAGCGGCAACACCUACUUCCACAUUACGAUUGGCAACUUGGUACGAGGAAGCAAAUUGCUUUGCGAGACGUCAUUGGGCUACAAGAUGGAUGAUCUCUUGACCUCCUACAUCAGCCAGAUGCUGACGGCAAUGAGCAAGCAACGGAGCGCCAAAGGCAGCAAGUGAACUGAGAGCGGCCACUGGCCAAAGGCUUUGGCACUGCUCUGCCAGCUGCGGGCGGUGGGCUACCCCUGCAGCUGGGGCAAGACCUUCUCCACCAACAUGUGGAAGAUGAGCCGGACUCCUUCGGAAAGCAUGUCAGACUCCGACUCGGAGGACUGUGGACUGACCUCCCCUUCAAGUGAGGAUGACUAUCUCUGAGAGCCGCCUUUCAUUUUUAACUCACACCUACACACUUAUUCCUUUCUUGUUCUGGAUUUGAGCCUCGGCGCUUCGUUCAGACUGCGGUACAGCAAAACUCCAGUGUGGUUAUUAUCAUUUUUUAUUUUUAAUAUGGAACCAAAACAACAGGAGUUGUCGUGGACCGAGAGUGGAAACGCUAUGCACUGCUUCUGUUUGGGGUCUUUCGAAUCAAAAGUAUCAACAAAAGAGUUUCAUGGACCAAGACACUGGGCUAAAAAUAGGAGAAUCUUCUGAGUUCGGAGAUGCUUUUUGGAGGGGAAGAGAGAGAAAAAAACAGCAUAUUCCUUUUUUACAUUCCUUUUUCAAUUCCAUUUAAAAAUCCAAGGAAAAGUUGUACAUUUCAUACACAAAAGGAAAGAAAAAAAGUAAUUGAUCAAAAAGCAUGGAACGUAUAUGGGUCACAAAGCUUAAAUGUGCAAUAGAGGACCUUGUUCAAGGAGGUUUGGUUUUGCAGUGUUUUAUAAACAUGUCUUACUCCUUUUAUUUAUUUAACAUGGGGCGGAGAAUGGUUUUUCUCAGCAGAGAUAAAAGUGUGGAGACUGUUUCAAAGUUGAGGUGAUGUUUGGUUUGGACAGAUCUGUCUCCUCCUCCUGAGGGGAAGAUAAUAAAAAAGGUCUGAUCAGGGGACUCAUUUCUGAACAGGUAAGUUUAACAUCAUGUGCAAAGUUUCCCAUCUUGGCUUUUGGGUUGAAAGGGAGGAUGAGCGGUAGAUUCUUCCAGUUUAGAAUCUGUGCAGACCUAUCAUGCAGAAAAUUGUGAUAAUUCACUAACUUAGCAAAAAGGCAGAAUUAUUGGGGAAAGGGGAAAUUGCUGCUAAGGCAUUGUAUUUUUAUUUAAAUGGGCAAAGAACUAUAAGCAGACAUCCUUCAGAUUUGUAUCCCCAGUUAUGGUUUCUGUCAAGUUUAGGAAGGAAGCAGGGAGAGGAAUGAAAGUAUUAUAAUUUGAGAAAGCAACCUUCCAUUUGGUCCACAAGGCAGGGAAAGAUUUGAGGCCUCCCUUUUAAAUCAACCUUUGCUGAUCUGUUCUAAAAAGAAGAGUGGAAAGGUAAAAUGCUGUUCCAAGAAAUAUUUGGCCCUUUUGAAUUGCGAAACUGGCAUUUCCAUUGUUUGGUCAACUUUCUGGAAUUUUAAAGCCGAGGUAAGAAACUUCAGCAUGGGCAAUGUCCCCUGUACCAAGUUACAAAACUGCAUUUUUGGCCAAAACCAUCAUAAAAUGUACCCCAGGUGUGAUCAGAAGUCUGACUUUGGUCUGCAAUUCCUUUUUUAAAAACUGGUUUUGAAAUAUUUUCAGUGGGGUAUUUUAAAUGAAUACUUCCUCACUAAGUAUACAAGGAGAUUCCCCCCCCCCCCUAAUAUUUUUAAUAUGAUCUUUGAGGAAGGGAGGAGUAGCCACAAAUAAAAGCCUGGAGACUGCAUGCUGAUCAUAGACAGCAGUGCACUUUCCUCAUCCUUCCUCCAAAUCUGAUUGCUGCUCAUUUGGGGAUCUGAUGGCUGUGGAAUAUGUUUCAAGAAAGUUCAAAGGCACCAUCCAUUGGGAAUGUCCCCUCCUGCAGUGAAUGAAAGACACAGGUAUGCAGUCGGAAACUUGCACACUUGACAGAACUCUUCAUAGAUUCACGAGUUUCCAAAUCCAAGGCUUUUGGUUCAUUAUGGCUCUGGGAGACACUGACACACAAACAUCCAAGCCCAUAUUUUGUUUCGAGGUGUCUUUCCUCAACUGGAAUCACUCGACGAGGGAGUGAAUCGGACCAGGUUUUCGACAUAACCAUAACUGUGCCACUUGUACCCUUUGGCUCAUGCUGUGCAACUUCCUGGGUUGGCCUACACCCCAAUAUGUCUUACUGCAUAAGUUUUUUGAUGUGUGUCUUUUCUUGUUUUCAAAGUCAUUUUUUUUGGGAAGGAGUGGAUCCAGUCUAUGUGUUGCGUUUUGUGUGUCUGCCUCUGUUUGUCGUGUUCAUACAUGAAAAGUGAUACAGAAUGGUUGUUGCGGUGGAACAUUCCAAUUAAAGCUAAACAUUUUGAGAAAAAAAA